Chlorocebus sabaeus (green monkey) is the source of this 3824-nucleotide messenger RNA. The record is from RefSeq and is a predicted model, not a curated record. NCBI's taxonomy places the organism in Eukaryota, Metazoa, Chordata, Mammalia, Primates, Cercopithecidae.
GGGAAGGGGAGGGGGCGUAUAGGGUUCUGUGGCAAGCUGGGACCUGGAACAGGUGGGGAUCCAGGAAGAUGCUGGGAUGUAGACAGGGGACUAGCGAUGGCAGAAACGGCUGGGAGGGUCGGGAUGCAGGUAUGAGAGGGUAAUCCCGGGAGCAGCCCGGAGGUGAGUGCCUUGAAGGCGUCGGUGUGCUGGGGCGUGAGGAGGAGCUAGGAGCAGCCCAGACGCAGCGGGUGGGCUGGGGUGGCCUCCAGCAGUGCACCGGGGCUGGGGCUUCAGGGGAAAGGCGCUGUUAUGAGGAGGGGAAGUGUGAGCUUGGAUAUUUUCCAAGAAAACUGAGGACAGGUGGGGGAUGAUGUAGGAGCCGCCCCACAGUGCAGUUCCCAAUUUGGACCCCUCCCCAAGACCCCACCCCACGCACCCCCACUCAGGGCUGCUUCCGAGCCUGCGGUUGUCAUGGCAACCCUUGCCCGGCUCUCCCAGGGGCGGUGCCAACCGUGUUCCCCCCCACCACUUCCUCCCCCCCUCCUUGUCCCUCCCUCCUUUGUGUCAGCUGCGCCCCUGACCGGGAUGGCUGCGAAGAGAGGGACCAAGACCAGCAUGAAGAACAUGGAGAAGGAACUGCUGUGCCCAGUGUGUCAAGAGAUGUACAAGCAGCCACUGGUGCUGCCCUGUACCCACAACGUGUGCCAGGCCUGUGCCCGGGAGGUCUUGGGCCAGCAGGGCUACAUAGGACAUGGUGGGGACCCCAGCUCUGAGCCCACCUCUCCUGCCUCCACCCCUUCCACCCGCAGCCCCCGCCUCUCCCGCAGAACUCUCCCCAAGCCAGACCGCCUGGACCGGCUGCUUAAGUCAGGUGGGACUGGGGCCUGUAGGGUGGGGAUGGGAACGCUGAGCUAUUCAUCAGGAAGAUGGAAGAAGUCCAUCACUGGUCAGGGGCAUCUGUCUGUCUUUCUAGGGGGUGGAGUUACUGCUUACGCAGGCUCUAAUGAGAGCUGAGCUCUGGCACAAUGAAAACCUAAUUUAAUUGAACAGGCUUCCCCACAUCCAGCCAGCUAUAACUCUCACGUCCUCUACCUCCCUGGUUCACCCACAGGCUUUGGGACAUACCCUGGGAGGAAGCGAGGUGCUUUGCACCCCCAGGUGAUCAUGUUCCCGUGUCCAGCAUGCCAAGGUGAUGUGGAGCUUGGGGAGCGGGGUCUGGCAGGGCUUUUCCGGAACCUGACCCUGGAACGUGUGGUGGAGCGGUACCGCCAGAGUGUGAGUGUGGGAGGCGCCAUCCUGUGUCAGUUGUGCAAGCCCCCACCACUAGAGGCCACCAAGGGCUGCACAGAGUGCCGCGCCACCUUCUGCAAUGAGUGCUUCAAGCUCUUCCACCCCUGGGGCACCCAGAAGGCCCAGCAUGAGCCCACCCUGCCCACCCUCUCCUUCCGCCCCAAGGGUCUUAUGUGCCCAGACCACAAGGAAGAGGUGACCCACUACUGCAAGACAUGCCAACGACUGGUAUGUCAACUCUGCCGGGUGCGGCGCACCCACAGCGGGCACAAGAUCACACCAGUGCUCAGUGCCUACCAGGCCCUCAAGGACAAGCUGACAAAGAGCCUGACAUACAUCCUGGGAAACCAGGACACGGUACAGACCCAGAUCUGUGAGCUGGAGGAGGCCGUGAGGCACACCGAGGUGAGUGGUCAGCAGGCCAAGGACGAGGUGUCACAGCUGGUGCGGGGGCUGGGGGCUGUGCUGGAGGAGAAGCGGGCAUCACUGCUUCAGGCCAUUGAAGAAUGCCAGCAGGAGCGGCUGGCCCGUCUCAGCGCCCAGAUCCAGGAGCACCGGAGCCUGCUGGAUGGCUCAGGUCUGGUGGGCUAUGCCCAGGAAGUACUUAAGGAAACAGACCAGCCUUGCUUUGUGCAAGCCGCCAAGCAGCUGCACAACAGGAUUGCCCGAGCUACUGAAGCCCUCCAGACGUUCCGGCCAGCUGCCAGCUCCUCCUUCCGCCAUUGCCAACUCGACGUGGGACGUGAGAUGAAGCUGCUGACAGAGCUUAACUUCCUGCGAGUGCCUGAGGCCCCCGUCAUUGACACCCAGCGCACCUUUGCCUAUGAUCAGAUCUUCCUGUGCUGGCGGCUGCCACCCCACUCACCACCUGCCUGGCACUAUACCGUUGAGUUCCGGCGCACGGAUGUGCCUGCCCAGCCGGGCCCCACCCGCUGGCAGCGGCGGGAGGAGGUGAGGGGCACCAGUGCCCUGCUCGAGAACCCCGACACGGGCUCUGUGUAUGUGUUGCGUGUCCGCGGCUGCAACAAGGCCGGCUAUGGCGAGUACAGUGAAGAUGUGCACCUGCACACGCCCCCAGCACCUGUCCUGCACUUCUUCCUCGACGGCCGCUGGGGUGCAAGCCGAGAGCGGCUGGCCAUCAGCAAGGACCAGCGAGCAGUACGGAGUGUUCCAGGACUGCCCCUGCUGCUGGCUGCUGACCGGCUGCUGACCGGCUGCCACCUGAGUGUGGAUGUGGUCCUGGGCGACGUGGCUGUGACCCAGGGCCGCAGCUACUGGGCCUGCGCUGUAGACCCAGCCUCCUACUUGGUCAAGGUGGGCGUCGGGCUGGAGAGCAAGCUUCAAGAAAGUUUCCAGGGUGCCCCCGAUGUGAUCAGCCCCAGGUACGACCCGGACAGCGGGCACGACAGCGGUGCCGAGGAUGCCACAGUGGAGGCGUCGCCGCCCUUUGCUUUCCUAACCAUUGGCAUGGGGAAGAUCCUGCUGGGGUCGGGGGCAAGCUCAAACGCAGGGCUGACGGGGAGGGACGGCCCCGCAGCGGGCUGCACAGUGCCCCUGCCACCUCGCCUGGGCAUCUGCCUGGACUACGAGCGGGGCCGGGUUUCCUUCCUGGAUGCUGUGUCCUUCCGUGGGCUCUUGGAGUGCCCCCUGGACUGCUCAGGGCCUGUGUGCCCUGCCUUUUGCUUCAUUGGGGGUGGCGCAGUACAGCUCCAGGAACCAGUGGGCACUAAGCCUGAGAGGAAAGUCACCAUUGGGGGCUUCGCCAAGCUGGACUGAGCCUUCCAGGUCCCUCAUGCAGACCUGGGGUCCUCCUGGGCCCUGGCCCCCAAACCUCUUGGCGCCGGGUUGUUACCCCCUGGAAGCUUCUCCCCCAAACUCUCCUACCAUGUGGCCCUGCCCCUUCUCCCAUGCCUGUGUCUUCUCACGGUUUUCUCUUGACCCAGGGGCUCUCUUCUGCCCACCUCUCUGGAUGGCCCCCGUUCUCUCCAUUGCCUGUUAGCCAGGCCCCCACCCCCACUGAGUCUGCCCUAUGACCUGCCUUUGGCAUGUUACCCAAGCUAUGGAGAGAGCCCCUUCUCCAUCCCUGUCCUGUGCUCCCCAGGCUGAUUGGGCCGGGCACCUGAAACACUGGGCAUGAUCUCCAGCUCUGCCCUUGCCCUGCCAAGCUCCCUGCCCUGUUGAUGCUGGGAGCUUGGAACAGGCAGGCUUUGGGGCUGGAAGCUGUCCAGGCACUCCUGGUGACGGGAAGGGGACCCUGUCAUCCUGCUUUAUUUAUUUGGGUCCCGACCCCCUGCAGCCGCAUGCCCCUUACGUCCCUCUUCUCCCUCUUGCAUGCUUUUACCUGUCCCGCACCCACGCCAAUGUGCCAAGUCUCCCUUGGGGACCCAGCUGAGUCUGGGUGUUCCCAUUGGGUUCGGCCAGGCAAGGCCUCUGGUGCCCGCUGCCGUCCUCCUGCAGUGGGCUCUGCUAGGCCUGUGCUGAGCAACAGCUGUUAUUGUCAUGGUUUAUAAAUAAUAAACUGUGAUGCCAGGCACAUCUCUGCUUUCCCUGAG